AUGCCUCUGAGUGUUGGCAUUGGUUAUGUUCCUAUUGCGGACUCCUACACCCUCGUCAUAAAUUCUGCACUACUGUCAAUGUUCAACCCGGACAACUCUCUUGUCCCACUGACAAACCUGGGUACCUACAAGAACGACGUGCUCAAUGGAAACUCUGAACGACAAAUCUGGAGAGGGGGGUAA
Fibroporia radiculosa is the source of this 183-nucleotide messenger RNA. RefSeq lists its product as uncharacterized. Lineage: Eukaryota; Fungi; Basidiomycota; Agaricomycetes; Polyporales; Fibroporiaceae. Bases 1 to 183 code for a protein of 60 amino acids. The record is from RefSeq and is a predicted model, not a curated record. The transcript has 2 exons.